Mytilinidion resinicola is the source of this 777-nucleotide messenger RNA. RefSeq lists its product as uncharacterized. NCBI's taxonomy places the organism in Eukaryota, Fungi, Ascomycota, Dothideomycetes, Mytilinidiales, Mytilinidiaceae. The coding region runs from base 1 to 777 and encodes 258 amino acids. The record is from RefSeq and is a predicted model, not a curated record. The transcript has a single exon.
AUGGCGUCCCAUGAUGGAGCAAUGAAUAGCGCAGAGGACAUGGACAAAGAGGAAGGACACAACGGAGGUAGUGGCGGAGGAGAUGGCGGAGCGCAGCCACUGACCGAUAAUCUCAACGCCCUCCCCCCCGCUGCACCAAUUGCCCGGCUUGUGUCCAAUACUGCAACACCUGCGAACGCUCCACUCAAUCUAUCCUACUCCGGUCGUCUCUACCGCUUUGCUGAAAGCCACACUGGAGAGCGCCAGGAUAACGUCAAGAGAAUGAUUGAACAAGAACGAAACUUCGGUUCCGACAGAAAACCUGACGAUUGGGACCAGGUCAAGGGCACGGAAACCAACAUGGUCAAGCGCGGCAUGAGCUUCUUGAACGCGAACGAGACUUUGGACCAGCUAGUUAGCCGCCUUCGCGAGGACCCCAACACCGAAAACAAGAUGUUCAGCAUUAUCAUCGAUGUCAUCAUGUAUAAUGCUAGUAAAGGGCCUGGGGCUCGCGCGGACUUCGAACAGCGCAUUCUGGAUAUGAUGCUCUACGACAUGACUGCGCUGUCCUUCAGAUACUUCUGCUCUCUUACUAUGCUCGAGGAACUGAUCAUGGCCCUCGUCAAAUUCUUCGAAGGUGAAGUCAUUCGGAAGCCAAGCAGGAAAGGGUGGACUUGUCGACACAUGAGAUCUAUUGUGCUGUUGUGGGGCACUCCUGACCAUAUGAAAGCAUUUUCUUCCCCCUGGGAUGCUUGGGCUUGGAAGGUUGAUAUGGAUGUCCAGACCGGGCGUGACUAG